Messenger RNA from Salvia hispanica, 2234 nucleotides. RefSeq lists its product as uncharacterized. Gene Ontology annotation, biological process: de-etiolation; cellular response to calcium ion; regulation of stomatal closure. NCBI's taxonomy places the organism in Eukaryota, Viridiplantae, Streptophyta, Magnoliopsida, Lamiales, Lamiaceae. The record is from RefSeq and is a predicted model, not a curated record.
UCCCAUUUCAAAAAAUAGUUUAACUCCGCUCCAUAAACAAGUGUUAUCGUCUCUCAUUUUCUGUCAAAGCCCAUUUCAAGAAUCUUGAUAUUGGCGCCGUAAACUGUUGAUGGGUUGUUCCACUUCACUUUAGCUUAGUCUGAAUCAAAGUUCACAGCUUUAUGCGUUUGCUGCGGAUUCUUGAACUAAAAAUGAUGGUUUAGCAAUAUUUUAGUGGAUUUUUUUUUAUCUGAUUGAGGUGUUUUGAUUGACAAUGUUGCCUGUUUCUUCCGCUACAACCAGCUGCUCUUGCCAUGGACAGAGUUCAAUCUAUGGAGGUUUGAAAUCUUUAUCCUCAUACGCUAGGGCAUUUGAUAUCAGCAGUGUGAAUAAAUCAGUCAAGAAAAUCUCGAAUUUCUCUAGGCAAAGAGUCACUACGUGUUUAUACUCGGAUUAUGUUGUGAAAGAUGAUCAAUGUGGCUCCAUUGACACUAUUAAUCAGUCAUUGUAUCAGAGUACUCGAUUAGGGGUCGGUGAUGAAAUGCGUGGUUUAGGGCCUAAUUUGGUGUUUGUUGAUAGCUCGGGUGAGUCUCAGCUAACGGAGUUUCUCAGUAAGGCCGUUGAUAGCACUGAUCUCCAACCAAGCUAUGUCGAUCCGGACCUUCCUAUGUCCGUUAGUAGUGUGACAGUUGAUCCUGCUGUGGCGUCUGAUUCAUUGCUCAUUGAAGUGAACCCCUUGUCUGUCCAAAACACACAGCUCGCAGAUAUUGUUGAGGGAGGAGAGGAUUUUAUAAACAAUUCAAUAGAAACCGUCACCUCUUCGUUCAAUGCUGCCCUAACGAGUGCUAGUGAGGCGGCUGAUAGUGUCGUCAAGGACAUCAACACGUUCCUUGAUCAAACUGGAGAAUCAGCUGGUAACAGGCUGAGUGGUGUGUCUAGUGGAUUGAAGGAAGGAUCGGGUGCAGCAGCCUCUGUUGCACUUGAUGUGUUGAGGCGAAUACUAGUUGCGGUGGAGGAUUUGCUAACGAAGAAUGUUGGAUAUGCUUAUGAUUCUGCAAAGGGAUUUCUUCCUCAAGAUUAUCAAGAUGUGGUUAGAUCAGGUGAAGGACGCGUUGCAGAAGUAUUGGGCCCUAUUGGUGCUGCACUACAGCAGGUUUACAUCGCGUUGGAGGGAUUUGAAGAAAGAGUAGGCUUGGACCCAAAUGAUCCACUUAUUCCGGUUGUUCUUGUAUUUGGGGCUUCAGCCAUUGUGUGGGGUUCGUAUAGAGUGUUGAAGUAUAGUGGAUAUGCUGGUGAUUUAUCUCCUGAAUUAGCUAUGGAGCUGUUACGAGGGAAUAACAACGCUGUGCUUAUUGAUAUUCGGCCCGAGAACCUCAGGGACAGAGACGGAAUUCCUGAUCUUCGGAGGAGUGCUCGGUUCCGAUAUGCGUAUGUAGGGCCACCCAAGGUUGACAGCUCCAUCAAAACUCUGCUGAAGGGAGGAAGAGAUUUGGAGGACUCGUUGCAUGCUGUCAUUAUUCGUGACCUCAAAAUUGUUCAAGACAGGUCCAAGGUUUUGGUUAUGGAUGCUGACGGAUCUCGUUCGAAGGGUGUUGCAAGAUCAUUGAGGAAGCUUGGAACCAAGAGACCAUAUCAAGUACUAGGUGGAUUUGAAUCCUGGGUGAAAGAAGGGUGUCGCAUUAAAGAGCUGAAACCCGAGACAACGUUUACCAUACUCAAUGAGGAAGCUGAAGCUAUCUUGGAGGAAAUCAAACCAACCCCAUUGAAAGUUGUUGGUUUUGGAGUGGGCGUUGCUGCAGCAGUUUAUUCGUUAUUAGAGUGGGAAACGACACUCCAGUUUAUCGGUGUUAUCGGCCUUGGUCAGACUAUACUCCGACGAAUCACUUCAUAUCAAGGCGCAGAAGACUUUCAGCAAGAUUUAAGGUCUCUGCUAGCUCCAGUCACACUUGGGAAUCAGGCAGUUUCAUGGGCUGCUGGGAAGCUGGAGACAAACCGGAACGGACUCCCAACAUCACCCUCCUCAUCAGACGUCCAAAGCCGGGUGCUGCAAGCUGCGGCAAAGCUAGAAUCUCAACCCCCUGGCACUGUGGAUACACAAGAUUUGCCUCAAGUUGGAUCUUCUGGCAAUGAGGAAGUAAAUAUAUCUGAAGCAUAGGAGAAUAUUUGUACUUGAAAAAACAAACUUGCACAUAAUGGCUUGGAUUCUGGUGCUUUCCUCAUGUUGUAAGAAAUAAUAUGAACCACUCUUGAUUUAA